This is a messenger RNA of Staurois parvus, 575 nucleotides long. Lineage: Eukaryota; Metazoa; Chordata; Amphibia; Anura; Ranidae. The record is from the annotation of a GenBank genome assembly.
ACCAGGAGGAGGAAAAGUGCCCCUUCAUUGGUAUCAGUAAGAAGAAUAGUGCCAAACCAUUGUUGUCAUGGGAGAAAUGAUGCCCCAGCACUGGUAUCAGUGGGAGGAAUAUUGCCCUAUUAUUGCAUUAUUGGUGUCAGUGGGGGGAUUGGUACCCUAUCAUUUGUGUUAGAGGAAAGUACAGUGCAUUAUUGUUUGUGUUGGAGGAGAAAUAUUGCCCCUUCAUUGGUGUUCAUGGGAGGAAUUUUGCCUCAUUAUUGGCAUCAGUGGAACAAAAAUUGUGCCCCAUUGUUGGUGCCAGUGGAAGGAAUAGUGCCCUAUCUUUGGUGUCAGUGGGAGGAAUAGCACCCUAUUAUUGGUGUCAGUGGGAGGAAUAGUGACCCCAUCAUUGGUGUCAGUGGGGGGAAUAGCUCCCCAUCAUUGCUGUCAGUGUGGGGGGUGGUAUUGUGCCACAUCAUUGGAUUCAGUGAGAGGAAUAGUGCCCUGUCUUUGAUGUCAACGGGAGGAAUAGUGCCCCAUCAUUGGAGUCUAUGGGAGGAAUAGUGCCCCAUCAUUGGAGUCUAUGGGAGGAAUAG